CUCGCGGUUGUUGGCUUGUUUUUGCCUUGCUACCCUACGUUUAGAGCCGAACAAAACCGGACAUGAACCGCGCCGUCUCCAACCUGCGAGCCCGCCACGUCGCCCGUCUCGGCUCCUUCUGCGCCUCCUCCUCCUCCUCCUCGUCGCCGGCGUCGGAGGCGUGGGACGGACGGUUCCGGCUACACAAGCCGCGGGGGCAGCACCUACUGACCAACCCGCGCGUCCUCGACGCCAUCGCCCGCCACGCCGCGCUCCGCCCGGGCGACGCCGUACUCGAGGUCGGCCCCGGCACCGGCAACCUCACCGCCCGCCUCCUCGCCUCCCCAGCCGCACGAGUCUCUGCAGUCGAGAUCGACCCGCGCAUGGUCGACGCCGUCACGGCGCGCGCCAGCGCGCUCAACCUCGCGCACAAGCUCACGGUGAUCCUGGGGGAUGCCGUCGAGACCGACUUCCCGGAGUUUGACGUCUGCGUGGCCAACAUUCCAUAUGGGAUCUCCUCGCCGCUGAUCGCGAAGCUGCUGUUUGGCACCUACCGGUUUCGUACAGCGACACUGCUGCUGCAGAAGGAGUUUGCGCGGCGGCUCGUGGCCAAGCCGGGCGACUCCGAGUAUAACCGUCUGGCAGCCAAUGUUCACAUGGUGGCGGAAACGAGGCUGCUCAUGGACGUGAGCAAGAGGGACUUCGUGCCCAUGCCCAGGGUAGACUCCUCCCUGGUUGAGAUACGGCCGAGGGUGGACAUGCCUGAGGCCGACCUUGCUGAGUGGCUUGCCUUCACCAGGGAGUGCUUCGGCCAGAAGAACAAGACCCUUGGUGCCAUCUUCAAGCAGAAGAGGAAGAUCCUGGAGCUUUUCAAGCGGUCUCAUAGAACCAAGAGAUGCGCAGACGAUGCCCCAGGUAGGGGUGUCAUCCUUGGUGUUCUUGACGACGAUAAUGAUGAAGCCUGCAGUGAUGACGAUGGUAAUGAUGACAAUGGCCGCAGUGAUGUGGUAGCUGGUUUCAACAAGGAAGAUGUUGGCGCAUUCAAGGAGAGGAUAGCCAAUGCAUUGGAGUCAACCGAGCUUGCAGGGAAGAGACCGUCGCAGCUUUCAAACGACGAGCUCCUACGUUUGCUCAGGCUGCUGAACGAGCGAGGGGUAUGGUUUCAGUAGCACAUCCCAUUUCUGAUUUGCCAUUCAAUCUACUGAUGAGCAGCUGAGGUUUCUACUGGUGCGGCAGUUGGUGGCUCGCGACCACUCGCGGCAUGAAAAUGAUCAAUUUCUCAGAAAGACGCUCCUUGAGACCUUGACAGAAACAGCAACUUAAUAAGAAGCUGCCACAUGACCGUACGUCAUGAACCAGCACAGAAAGGAGUUUGUCACUCUAUGGAUGUAUGUCAAAGCGUAAGCGUAGGCUCAAUGUGCUCAGAGAUGUGGAGAGAGUAUUCAGUUCCAUCCAUCUAACAUAUAUUCAUGCAACUUAACUUCAAACAUAUCGCUACUAAGAAAGUCAUAUUUUCCAUUAUCGUCAA
Messenger RNA from Brachypodium distachyon (stiff brome), 1507 nucleotides. RefSeq names its product ribosomal RNA small subunit methyltransferase, mitochondrial. The record is from RefSeq and is a predicted model, not a curated record. The coding region runs from base 63 to 1148 and encodes 361 amino acids. The transcript is spliced from 2 exons. Gene Ontology annotation, molecular function: rRNA (adenine-N6,N6-)-dimethyltransferase activity. Gene Ontology annotation, biological process: rRNA methylation. Gene Ontology annotation, cellular component: mitochondrial matrix. Lineage: Eukaryota; Viridiplantae; Streptophyta; Magnoliopsida; Poales; Poaceae.